UCCGCGAGGUCUGGAUAGCCCGGCUUUUGCGGGGAAAGGAGUGGGGCGAACAUGGCUGAAGGUAGUCGGGGCGGCCCAACGUGUCGCGCGAUGGACGGCAGGCAGGACCCAGUCUCCGGCAGUGGGAGCAGCAACUUUCCAGAGUACGAGCUUCCCGAGCUAAACACGCGCACUUUCCAUGUGGGCGCUUUCGGGGAGCUGUGGCGUGGCCGGUUGCGCGGAGAAGGGGACUUGUCCCUGAAGGAGCCACAGGCAUCCGCGUUGCCUGGGAGCCAAGGGGUCGCGGACUGGGGCCAGGAGGAUGCUGCGGUGGCCCGGGACCUGGGCUGCAGCCUGGAGGCAGCAGCCGAGCUGCGGACGGUGUGCGGCCUUGAUAAACUAAAGUGCCUUGAGGAGGGUGAGGAUCCAGAUGUCGUCCCAGAGAAUACCGACCUAGUGACUUUGGGGGUUAGAAAAAGGCUUAUGGAACAGCGGGAAGAAACCAUAACAAUAGAUCGGGUUUGCAGACAAGAAACGUUUGCUUAUGAGAUGGAGUCACAUGCCAUAGGAAAAAAGCCUGAAAAUCCAGCAGACAUGAUUGAAGAAGGGGAGCUUAUCCUAUCUGUGAAUAUUUUAUACCCUGUUAUAUUUCAUAAGCACAAAGAACACAAGCCGUACCAGACAAUGCUGGUAUUGGGCAGUCAGAAGCUCACGGAGCUGAGGGAUUCAAUUUGCUGUGUCAGUGACCUCCAGAUUGGUGGAGAAUUCAGCAACACUCCUGAUCAAGCUCCUGAGCACAUAAGCAAAGACCUGUACAAAUCAGCCUUCUUUUAUUUUGAAGGGACAUUUUACAAUGAUAAAAGAUACCCCGAGUGCAGAGAUUUGAGCAGAACUAUCGUUGAAUGGUCAGAGUCCCACGACAGAGGCUAUGGGAAAUUUCAGACUGCUAAAAUGGAAGAUUUCACCUUCAAUGACCUGUGUAUUAAACUGGGUUUUCCUUACUUAUAUUGUCACCAGGGAGACUGUGAACAUGUUGUUGUCAUUACUGACAUAAGGCUUGCACAUUGUGAUGACUGCUUGGAUAGGACACUUUAUCCCCUUCUUAUCAAGAAGCACUGGCUGUGGACCAGAAAAUGUUUUGUUUGUAAAAUGUACACAGCCAGAUGGGUGACAAACAAUGACAGUUUUGCACCAGAGGACCCAUGUUUCUUUUGUGAUGUUUGCUUUCGGAUGCUCCACUAUGAUUCAGAAGGCAACAAACUAGGAGAAUUCCUUGCUUAUCCUUAUGUUGAUCCUGGAACCUUUAAUUAAUAAUAACAAAAAAUGUACCUUGUGUACAUCCAUCCUCUUGGAUGGUUACUUUAUGGUUACUUUAUUUCCAGAACAUGCCACUGAGGAACAGGAUCCACCUGAAAUAAUCAGUCACCCACACCUGUGUAAAAGUUGACAUCACAGGGUUUUUUUGUUUUUUUUUUUUAAUUACAGGUUUUCUUAUAAAGUAACUUGUGUUUAGAAAUAUAUUAUUUUAGUAUUUAUUUCAAAAUAGGGUUUUUAUUUACUGGGUUUGCCCAUUUUUAAGUGUGUUUAUCUUAAGUUGUAGGAGUGCUUUAUAUUUUUUGAAUACAGAUCCUGUCAGAUUCAAGUAUUCUGAUUUUUGGCCAGUUUGUGGCUUGCCUGUUCCUUCUGUGUCCAGAGUACUUUUUGCUAAUCUAUAAAUUAGAAAAAUUCAGUUAAUGCUACAUCAAGUGGUGGAAGUGUUUUGAAAAUUCUUUGAAGAAUGUGAGAGCUACACCUUGUACCAUGAAGCUUCCAAGGUGAAGAUCCUUCAAAUAUAAAAAUGAGGGAGAAGAAUAAAAGUAGAUUUAACAAAUACAGUAUUAAGAAUAGCUAUUCUAGGGGCACCUGGGUGGCUCAGUUAAGCGUCUGCCUUUGGCUCAGGACAUGAUCCUCAAGGUCCUGGGAUUGAGCCCCACAUCAGGCUCCCUGCUCAGCGAGAAGUCUGCUUUUCCCUCUCAUUCUCCCUCUGUGCUCUCUCUCAAAUAAAUAAAUAAAAUCUUAAAAAAAAAAAUAGCUAUUCUAUAAUUGGAUCCCUUGGUGGGCUCUUUUGUAAUACUAGGUUUUGUUUUUGGUAGAAACUAGCAGGCAUACUAAUUUUAAUGAGACUCACUACAUGAAUAAGGAACAUAGAUCUUCAGUAUAUACUCAUAUCUUCAAAAAAGUAACAUUUAAAUUGAAGUUUCAUUUCUUGAUUAUAAUUUUUUCUGUUUCUGUUUAUGAUUAAGAAAAUAGAUUUUGGGACACCUGGCUGGCUCAGUCAGUAGACAUGCAACUCUUGA
This is a messenger RNA of Ailuropoda melanoleuca (giant panda), 2315 nucleotides long. It is a transcript of the gene SNAPC3, whose product is annotated as small nuclear RNA activating complex polypeptide 3. Gene Ontology annotation, molecular function: bent DNA binding; RNA polymerase II cis-regulatory region sequence-specific DNA binding; RNA polymerase III type 3 promoter sequence-specific DNA binding. The transcript has 9 exons. The record is from RefSeq and is a predicted model, not a curated record. The coding region runs from base 52 to 1290 and encodes 412 amino acids. Gene Ontology annotation, cellular component: snRNA-activating protein complex. Lineage: Eukaryota; Metazoa; Chordata; Mammalia; Carnivora; Ursidae. Gene Ontology annotation, biological process: snRNA transcription by RNA polymerase II; snRNA transcription by RNA polymerase III.